This is a messenger RNA of Xenopus laevis (African clawed frog), 4281 nucleotides long. It is a transcript of the gene slc38a3.L, whose product is annotated as sodium-coupled neutral amino acid transporter 3. The transcript has 16 exons. Gene Ontology annotation, biological process: amino acid transmembrane transport; histidine transport; L-glutamine transport. The coding region runs from base 304 to 1809 and encodes 501 amino acids. The record is from RefSeq and is a predicted model, not a curated record. Gene Ontology annotation, cellular component: membrane; plasma membrane. NCBI's taxonomy places the organism in Eukaryota, Metazoa, Chordata, Amphibia, Anura, Pipidae. Gene Ontology annotation, molecular function: L-asparagine transmembrane transporter activity; L-amino acid transmembrane transporter activity; L-histidine transmembrane transporter activity.
ACCCGAUACACUAGGGAGAGAAGGAUAGAGUGGAGUAGAAGAGAAAGCAGAGAAGGCCAGCAAGUAGUGGCACCGUGUCUGCUGCCGGAUCAUUAGAGCCAGUGGCCGCCUCACUUACACAUCUCCCACUUACCCAAGGGCUGCUCCACCUGCCCUAAGUUGCCAUCAGCUCUCUGUCCCCUGCUGUCUGCGACCCUCCGGCUGCUCGGUGCCCGGCCGCGUGGUGAAGAACAACUCUGCGCUCAGGAUCCCCCACAAACACACAAACUGAGGGGAGUCUGAUUGUGCUGUAGUACCAUAGCGAUGGAAUUUCCUAAACAAACAGAAAUGGUAGAUAUGGGUCUGAAUGGAAAAAGGGGUUUAGGAACAGAAACCCCAGAACCCAGUUUUGGCGGAAAUGACAAUCAAGAACUGGAGGAGUUCUUGCCGCACGCCCCGGGGAAAGAGAAGCCUCGAUUCACCGACUUCGAGGGAACAACAUCCUUUGGAAUGUCAGUGUUUAACCUCAGCAAUGCAAUCAUGGGCAGCGGCAUCCUGGGACUGGCAUAUGCUAUGGCCAAUACUGGGGUUGUCCUUUUCCUUUUCCUCCUGACUGCUGUGGCACUGCUGUCCAGCUACUCCAUCCACCUACUGCUGAAAUCAUCCGGAAUUGUGGGUAUCCGUGCCUAUGAGCAGCUGGGGCAUAAGGCGUUUGGGACUCCAGGAAAGAUGGCUGCUGGUAUUGCUAUAACACUGCAGAAUAUUGGAGCCAUGUCUAGUUAUCUGUACAUUGUGAAGUCAGAGCUUCCUCUUGUCAUCCAGACAUUCCUCAAUCUCUCCGAGAAAACCUUAGACUGGUACAUGAAUGGCAACUAUUUGGUAGUCAUGGUCUCCAUCGCCGUCAUCCUACCCCUGGCAUUAAUGAAACAGCUGGGGUACCUCGGAUAUGCCAGCGGCUUUUCUCUCAGCUGUAUGGUUUUCUUUCUGUGCUCGGUUAUCUAUAAGAGGUUUCAGAUUCCCUGCCCUCUCGAUUGGGCUAAUGCCAAUGGCACAGUGUUGGGAAACAUGAGCCUGGCGGCAGUAGGCCAUGCAUAUCAGAAUGGCCACAUUGAAAUCACAGAAGCUGAGCCAGGUGAAUGCGAACCCAAGAUGUUCACAUUAAACUCACAGACGGCAUAUACAAUCCCCAUUAUGGCCUUUGCCUUUGUGUGCCACCCAGAGGUUCUGCCCAUAUAUACUGAGCUGAAAGACCCCUCCAAGAAGAAGAUGCAGCGUAUAUCUAAUAUCUCCAUUGCUGUCAUGUACUGCAUGUAUUUCCUCGCUGCUCUCUUUGGAUACCUCACCUUCUAUGAUCAUGUGGAAUCAGAGCUCCUGCACACAUACAGCUAUGUAGAUCCCUUCGAUGUCCUGAUUCUGUGUGUGAGAGUGGCAGUACUCAUAGCCGUCACGCUCACUGUGCCCAUAGUGUUGUUCCCGGUGAGACGCGCCAUUCAGCACAUGCUGUUCCAGAACAAGGAGUUUAGUUGGAUCAGACACACCAUCAUUGCAGUGGUGCUGCUUACCAUGAUUAAUCUUCUGGUUAUUUUUGCACCAACUAUACUUGGAAUCUUUGGCAUAAUUGGUGCUACAUCUGCUCCGUGCCUCAUUUUCAUUUUCCCAGCCAUCUUCUAUAUUCGAAUUGUGCCGAAAGACAGGGAACCUACAAAAUCCACACCCAAAAUAUUGGCUGCGUGCUUUGCCGUCCUGGGGAUCCUGUUUAUGAUCAUGAGCCUGAGCUUUAUCAUCAUCGACUGGGCAACUGGAAGCAGUAAAAGCAGCGGAGGCCACUAACCCUUGAAACAUCACUGCAUACUCCCCCCAUUCCUUCCCCAACAUGGGACUUCACCAUUCAUGGUGAUUUCACUACUGGCACAUCAUAGUCAUGGUUGCCAUGUGAGCAUAGACUUUUUAAUGGAAGGACCUGUUGUGGUGGCAUUAAAGUGUCUGCUAUUAACUGUAGAUGGCAAAACAGAAGCUACGUAUCCCUGUACUAAUAAGAGAGGGACUUGCUUUCUUCAUGUGUCAUCCUGUAGCAUUAGGAGACAUACCCAAGAGUAGCAGGCACCUCCAUCUGUAUCUUUAGAACUGAACAAGCCUAUACCACAUUUCAUCUGGACAUUUGAAAGAUGCAGGAUAGACGGGAUAUCAAUCUGUGUCUUGUGUGUUUUAACAUACGUUGGAUUAAUAUGGUACUUGGAGUUCAAGAACCGAGCACUUUAUUGCCCUGCUGUUAAAAAGAAGCUACAGUACGAGCCAGUAUCAGGAUCUGUGUGCAGUCUUGCAAUACAAUCUCAGUCUUCACAAUCACAGAGUGUGGCAUGUAAAUAGAAUUUUGGAACUGAAUCCCUAUACAGGAUUUUUUUUUUGUCAAAUAUAGCUGGACAAUGUAAGUGUCAUAAUGGCCCCAAAAUCUGCAUACGUUUUGGAUAUAAGAAAUGUUAAAGGAACAGGAUGAUUGUACAGUAGAAAGGGUAGCAUGUUUGGUGGGAUGGAGCAGCAGAGGGAGCAACAGAUUUGGUGUAGAAGAGAAGUGUGGGAGGACAGAGUCAUAGAGACAUGGUAGAUAUCCUAGUGGGAGGAAUAAGUUACAUAUAGUCAUAAGCAAGUCCAGGGGUGUAAUAAUGGUGGCGGCAGACCCAGUUAGGUAAAGGGAUCAGUAGGAAUUCUGAAUGAUAGUCAUGCCUAGGUUUGGAGGCUAGACAACAUUUUUGCUGCAGGGCUAGUGAGGCAUAACAUAUAGCUAGCGUUUGUGGAUUCUCUGUAUCAUUCGUGAAAUCUAAAGGAUUGCUCUCCAUGGGAUGGUAAAUGGACAAAGUCACACUGCAUGUUCAUUGUAUUAUGUAACUCUCAAUGUUUCAUUAUGCUGAAUUGAAUAAUGAAGAGCUCUGCCCAAUACCAGCCCCUUGUGUUGUCCCCUUAUGGACGGCUCAAACUUGCACAAAUCACAACAUUUGCCAAACUGGUGCUGGGGAGCCAUAAAAAAGCCCCGGGUUGGUGUUACAGACAGAACAAAACCUCUAACUAUCAAUCAAGUCACGUCUAGAGUGAAAGCCACCUAAAGAGCUUUGUCACACUCUGCACCCCUCUAAGCUCGGCUCUGUCUCGCUGGGACACUCUCACACCUCUCAACUGGAAUUCAGCUCUACACUUGGACUCUAUUUCCUAACUAAUUAAUAUUCUGCACAAUAUAUGCCUAAGUGUAAAGGGAGAAGAAGCAGGAGACUGUGUGACAGCAGGAGAAAAGAGCUUGGUGAAGCCAGAGGGCAACAAAAAGGCAAAAUCUUGUAAACAUCCCGUCACUGGCUCAUUGCCCUUUGCUAGAGAGGAUCAAGGGGCACCAGAAGAACUAAAGGAAUCAUUGGCCCCAACAAAAGAUCCUGUAAAUGAUAAACACGAAAGAACAUGGCUGUACACAAACAAAAGCCUUGGAUGGGCAGAGAGAGGGACUCACUUCAUAAAUCUCUGCAGCUCCUUAAUUAAACCUGCCCAUCUGAGAUCAGGGAGGCUGUAAACAUAUUGAUUUUCUGUUGCAUCGGCGACAUUGGACACCCUUAAUCUCAACUUAAAUCAAACAGCCUGUUAGAUAAAUAUAUAUAUAUAUAGGGCAGUCACAGGGCUGGGAAAGGAAGGAAGUCUAAAGGGAAUAUAAGCAAAGCCUGUCUGUCUUUCUUUCUUUUAUUUCCUUAAAUAGACAAUAAGGAACGAGGGAAUAUUCUAUUAUAACAUCUCAUCUCUGCAUAUUUGCUGUCGCCAGGGCCAUAUUGGCUUAGGGAAUACUAAACAGGCAGCAAUAGAACAGCGCCACCACCUGAUCAUAAACAAACAAUGCUGCUUCCAUGUUGUUCUCACAUAAACACAAAUGACUGCAUAUAGUAAAUGAAUAUUCUGUGAGCAUUAAACUAUGCCUUUAUAUAUUACAACCUAUUUAAGGAAAAAAAAUACAUGAAAACAUUGCUUUUUUUUCCCCACUCACUUAACUGCUCAACAACCUGUAGCUGAUGAUCUCCUUGUGAACCAGAUGUGUUUAAAUCACUAAAUUAUUGUCAUAUUUGUACUUUUGUAACCGUAAAUAGAAAGUUGUAAUUCGCAGCCCUGUUCCAUGCGGAAAUGUGGAAGUGGGCCGUUAUGUGUUAGGUAGAUUUGUAGAACAUAAUCCGUUUUUAAAUUAUCUUAAAAUAGUUGUUGUUUUUUUCUUUUUGGGAAACAUGAACUGUUUGAUGAAAUUAAUCUUUGUAAGAGGUAAUUAAAAGAAAAAUCACCAAA